UAGUUUCCCAGUCGGACAUAUUAUAAUGAAACCAACCUGUCAGCAGAAGACGUGUUGUGCUGUUUCGUGGUCUGGUUUUAUCUUCAUAUCUUUUCUCUCAGUGUGUCGUAUUUAACCUUACUAAAGCGUGUUAGUUUUAGACAUUUAGACACAUUUCCACGGAUGCGGCAGCAGCUCCGUUGCUUCAUGCUGCCUUGCUAACUGUUAGCCAAAGGCUAACAACUCCUCACAGCAGCCACUUGUACUUACAUGUGUGCGCCAUCUCUUCAGUCUGCUGACAGCUCAUCGGGGAUUUAGGAGUCACUAAAAGCCAUUGCCAGCAGAUAUAAUGGAGCUGCAGGCAGUGUUGAUGGCAGCCGGUGGGGGCUCUCGGAUGACCGAUCUGACCUACAACACCCCCAAAGCGAUGCUGCCGGUUGGCAACAAGCCCCUCAUGUGGUACCCCCUAAACCUGUUGGAGAGGGUAGGCUUUGAAGAGGUGAUUGUGAUCACCACCAAGGAGGUCCAGAAGAUGAUGAGCAUAGACCCGAAACUGAAGCUGGAGGUAAAGAUGAAACUCGAUGUCGUCUGUAUCCAGGAAGAUGGCGACAUGGGCACAGCCGACGCUCUCCGACACAUCCAGCAGAAGAUCAAGACGGACAUUCUGGUGUUGAGCUGUGAUCUGAUAACCGAUGUGGCUCUUCAUGAGGUGGUUGAUCUGUUCAGAGCCCAUGAUGCAACGCUGGCCAUGCUAAUGAGCAAAGCCCAUGAAUUCACAGAGACGGUCCCAGGCCAGAAGGGCAAAAAGAAAACAGCUGAGCAGCGGGAUUUUGUGGGUGUGGACCAUUCAGGGAAGAGGCUGUUGUUUAUGGCCAAUGAGGUGGAUCUGGAAGACGGUCUAUCAAUUAGGAAGUCCAUCUUGAAAAAACAUCCAAGGAUGCUCAUCAAAACAGGGCUAGUGGACGCUCACCUUUACUGCAUGAAAAAAGCUGUGGUGGACUUUCUUACCGACAACAAGUCCAUUUCUUCAGUCCGUGGUGAGUUAGUGCCAUAUCUGGUGCGCAAGCAGUUUUCUAAAACAAGGUGCAGUCCCAAAUCUAAAGAUGACACUGAAGAGCAGAGCCAGAAGAAGAGUGACAGCUCAACAAACAAUGAGCUGCUCAUCUCAUCACGUGACGAUCCUCUCCUCCAGCUGGCUCAGGAGCGCUCCUGUUGGAAUGACCAUCGAGGCGACAUGAGUGAGGCGUACCACGGAGGAAAACUUCGAUGCUAUGUUCACAUCAUGGAUCAGGGUCUUUGCUACCGCGUCAACACACUUGCUGCCUACAUUGAGGCAAACCGCCUGGUUCCCAAACUUUUGUUUGACGAGCCAGCGGUCCACCCUUCCGCUGUCAUUUCAGAAAGAUGUCAGAUUGGAUCCGACAGCAUGAUCGGGGCCCUGUGUCAGAUUGCGGAUAAGACUUCGAUAAAGAGGUCCACUAUUGGAAGCUCCACCACGAUUAAAGAGAAGGUUAAAGUGACCAACUCCAUCAUCAUGUAUGGGGUUACCAUUGAGGAGGGGUGCAACAUCCAGGGCAGUGUGAUUUGCAGCAAUGCUGUCAUCGGCCGGGGAUCGGACCUCAAAUACUGCCUGGUGGGAAAUGGACAACGGAUCGAACCCGGGGCUGAGAGGACCAAUGAGGUGAUUGUUGGCACAGACCAGCUGAUGGAGAUCUAGGUUCAACUGCGAAGAAGCAGCAUCACCUUUUAGACACUUUUGCAAUCCUUGUAAAUUGUGUUGGAAUAAAAACUCAACUCAACCCUGCAA
Molecule: messenger RNA, 1786 nt
Organism: Doryrhamphus excisus (bluestripe pipefish)
Lineage: Eukaryota; Metazoa; Chordata; Actinopteri; Syngnathiformes; Syngnathidae
Gene: eif2b3
Product: eukaryotic translation initiation factor 2B, subunit 3 gamma
Biological process (GO): biosynthetic process; cytoplasmic translational initiation
Cellular component (GO): guanyl-nucleotide exchange factor complex; eukaryotic translation initiation factor 2B complex
Molecular function (GO): guanyl-nucleotide exchange factor activity; translation initiation factor activity
Source: RefSeq, a predicted model, not a curated record